Pomacea canaliculata is the source of this 2841-nucleotide messenger RNA. RefSeq names its product alpha-actinin, sarcomeric-like. Gene Ontology annotation, biological process: muscle cell development; actin cytoskeleton organization. The transcript is spliced from 21 exons. Lineage: Eukaryota; Metazoa; Mollusca; Gastropoda; Architaenioglossa; Ampullariidae. The coding region runs from base 163 to 2841 and encodes 892 amino acids. Gene Ontology annotation, cellular component: Z disc; cortical actin cytoskeleton; cell junction. The record is from RefSeq and is a predicted model, not a curated record. Gene Ontology annotation, molecular function: actin filament binding; calcium ion binding.
CUUCCGCCACCUGUCACGUGACAAGUCUCUCCUGGCGGGGGUAGCGAUCAGCCCCUUUGAGGCGACUGCUAGGCUGCGCAAGUCGUUUUGGCUUCAAAAUUAACACCUAAAAUCUUACCAGCUUUUUGGAGGUCGGGGAGGAGAGGAGAAAGUAAUAAGUAAAUGUCCCAUAUGAUGGGAGAUUCUUACAACGACGGCUACAUGGAAGAAGAAGAAGAGUGGGAUCGGGAGGGAUUACUCGACCCGGCAUGGGAGAAGCAGCAGAAAAAGACCUUCACAGCAUGGUGCAAUUCUCACUUGAGAAAAGCUGGAACAGGAAUCGAAAACAUAGAAGAAGACUUUCGCAAUGGACUGAAACUCAUGUUGUUGUUAGAGGUUAUCUCUGGGGAACAGUUGCCCAAACCAGACAGGGGCAAAAUGAGGUUCCACAAAAUAGCCAACGUAAACAAAGCCUUGGAUUUUAUUGCCUCUAAAGGUGUCAAGCUUGUGUCAAUAGGAGCAGAAGAAAUUGUUGAUGGAAAUGUUAAAAUGACGCUAGGUAUGAUAUGGACAAUUAUCUUGAGGUUCGCCAUCCAGGACAUCACAGUAGAAGAAUUGACCGCCAAAGAGGGACUGUUGCUAUGGUGCCAGCGGAAAACGGCACCAUACAAAAAUGUCAAUGUCCAGAACUUCCAUCUUAGUUUUAAGGAUGGCCUGGCCUUCUGUGCCCUUAUUCAUAGGCACCGCCCAGAACUUAUUGACUACAACAGUCUGUCUAAGGACAAUCCCCUGGAGAACCUGAACACUGCCUUUGACAUUGCUGAAAAACACCUGGAUAUUCCCAGAAUGUUGGACCCCGAGGACAUGGUCAAUUCUGCCAAACCUGAUGAGCGAUCAGUGAUGGCCUACGUGUCUUCCUACUACCAUGCCUUUUCUGGGGCCCAGCAAGCCGAGACUGCAGCCAACCGAAUCUGCAAGGUCCUCAAAGUCAACCAGGAAAACGAGCGACUGAUGGAAGAGUAUGAGCGACUUGCAAGCGAUCUGUUGGAGUGGAUUCGAAAGACUCGCCCAUGGCUGGAGAAUCGCACAACAGACAACACUCUGCCUGGCACACGACGCAAGCUUGAUGAAUUUCGUGACUACCGUCGCAAACACAAGCCUCCAAAGCUUGAAGAUAAGGCCAGGCUAGAGAAUUCUUUCAACACACUCCAGACACGUCUUCGCCUCUCCAACAGACCUGCUUACCUCCCCACUGAGGGUAAAAUGGUUUCGGACAUUGCCAAUGCUUGGAAAGGACUUGAACAUGCUGAGAAAGGUUUCGAAGAGUGGCUUCUUUCUGAACUUCAGAGACUGGAGAGGCUUGAUCAUUUGGCACAAAAGUUCCGACACAAGUGUGAAAUACACGAAGAGUGGUCCACAGGGAAGGAGGAGAUGCUCCAGUCUGGUGACUUUAAGCGCUGCCGCCUUAAUGAGUUAAAGGCUAUGAAGAAGAAGCAUGAAGCAUUUGAGAGUGACCUUGCUGCUCACCAAGACCGUGUUGAGCAGAUUGCUGCCAUUGCACAAGAACUGAAUGCGCUGGAUUACCACGAUGUGGCAACAGUUAAUGCAAGGUGCCAGCGUAUCUGUGACCAGUGGGACAGGUUAGGCCAACUGACAGUCAAGCGGCGUGAAGGUCUUGAAGAAGCAGAAAGAGUGCUGGAAAGAAUUGACCAGCUGCAUCUGGAGUUUGCCAAAAGAGCUGCACCAUUUAACAACUGGAUGGAUGGAGCUAAGGAAGAUCUACUGGACAUGUUCAUUGUUCACACAACAGAAGAAGUACAGGGACUGGUAGAUGCUCAUGACCAGUUCAAGGCAACACUAGGGGAAGCUGACAAGGAGUACAGCACAAUAGUGUCGCUUGCACAAGAAGUUGUUCGCCUCGGACAGCAGUUUGGACUAACUCCACCAGAGAAUCCCUACACCACACUUCAUGCCCAGGAUAUCACCAACAAGUGGGCUGAGGUGCGUGAUUUGGUUCCUCGCCGUGACCAGACCCUGCAGCAGGAAAUGAUGCGUCAGCAGAACAAUGAACGGCUUCGUCGCCAGUUUGCCGCAAAGGCAAAUGUGGUUGGUCAGUGGAUCGAAGCUCAGUUGGAUGCAGUUGCCUCCAUUGGUGUCCAAAUGCGAGGCUCUUUGGAAGAUCAGCUCAAAAAGCUCCAGGCCUUUGACAAAGCCGUGGUGGCUUACAAGCCCAAUAUGGAUGAGUUAGAAAGGUUCAACCAGGAAGUGCAAGAAGCAAUGAUUUUCGAGAACAGAUACACACAGUACACUAUGGAGACUCUUCGUGUGGGGUGGGAACAACUGUUGACAGCUGUGGCCAGGAAUAUCAAUGAAGUGGAGAAUCAGAUCCUAACCCGUGACUCGAAGGGAAUUAGCGAAGACCAGAUGAAUGAAUUCCGCAUGUCCUUCAACCACUUUGACAAGAACCGAACUCGUCGUCUGGAGCCCAAAGAGUUUAAGGCCUGCCUCAUUUCCCUUGGAUACAAAAUCCGAGAUGAUCGACAGGGUGAAGCUGACUUCCAGCGCAUCAUGUCCAUUGUUGAUCCCAAUGGCUCUGGCUAUGUAACUUUUGACGCCUUCCUUGACUUCAUGACACGUGAGACAGCUGACACUGACACUGCUGAGCAGGUUAUGCAGUCCUUCAAGAUUCUGGCUGGAGACAAGCCAUACAUCACAGCACAAAUCCUGCGCCAAGAGCUGCCACCAGACCAGGCAGAAUAUUGUAUCCAGCGAAUGGCACCGUAUACAGGUCGUGAUGCUGUGCCAGGUGCUCUGGAUUAUAUGUCCUUCUCUACAGCGCUAUAUGGCGAGAGUGAUCUGUAG